Microplitis mediator is the source of this 2507-nucleotide messenger RNA. RefSeq lists its product as uncharacterized. Gene Ontology annotation, cellular component: plasma membrane. The record is from RefSeq and is a predicted model, not a curated record. Gene Ontology annotation, molecular function: diacylglycerol O-acyltransferase activity; long-chain-alcohol O-fatty-acyltransferase activity. Gene Ontology annotation, biological process: triglyceride biosynthetic process. NCBI's taxonomy places the organism in Eukaryota, Metazoa, Arthropoda, Insecta, Hymenoptera, Braconidae. The transcript has 7 exons. The coding region runs from base 107 to 2335 and encodes 742 amino acids.
AUUGGAUGUUUUUUAAUAAUUGGAUUCAACAAUAAUCACUAAAGAGUUGAAGAGCUUCUCUAUAUAAGCACAAGAAAAAAAUGAACUAAAUUUUGUUGAUCACGACAUGUCGACAAUUCAGUUUGUAAAAAAACUACUUCAUAAUAACAUCAUGGACGUACCAGAAUUAUUUAGGUCAAUAAAUUUAUGGAGUUUUGUCUGGGAAACAUUCGGAAAUGCAUCGAUGACUUACGAUAUGGCAUCCAACUGCAAUGGGACUAAAUCGAAUGAAGUCAAUGAGUUUAAUCUUUUUGAAAAUCCCGCUAAAUUAGGAAUACUUACUGGACUCUUAAUAGCUUUGUAUGCUGAAUCUAAGUUUUUUCCCGCCAAGUUUGACAAUUACAUAGAGUCAAAAUUAAAAACUAUUGCCUUUAUGAUAUUAAACAUGACUUCUUUUUUAAUUAUCGCCCCUUUUAUUGCCGCACCAUUGACUGCAUUUUUUAUUUACCGCCAAAUUAUUAAAUUAGUAUUAAAAAUUACCAUGGGAAAAAAAUUUGCGGGCUUGUUGGAAGGAACCAAUUGUGUAUGGGCUAUAGAAGAUUCGUCAGCUUUGUCAGUCAUAAAUGUCCUCGGUGUUUUAGAAUUAGACUCACUGAGCACCAAUAGUCUAAAUAUCAUUGACGACUUUAGGACUUUGAUUAAAGAUCGAUUGCUAUCAAAAAAUUACGAUAAACUAUUUUGGACGCGUGACAAAAAAUAUGGAUAUUGGUUUUGGAAAAUAAGUGAUGACAUAAAUUUACAGGAACGUGUUCGCUGGCUAGAUAUUGAUCACAAUAAAUGUGAGGGAACUUGCAAUGACGUUUAUGGGGGAUAUUUAAAAGAAAUAAUUUCGGGUGAAAGUAAUAAACCACUUCCUGAAAAUCAUUCUGCUGGGUGGGAAAUUUUAAUUGGACAAAAUUGUCAGUCUUAUGAAUUCCAAGGAGUUGAUGAGGAUAAAAAUAAUAUUGAAUUAAAAAGAACUGUUAUACUAGUAUUUCGGGUCCAUCAUUGUCUUGGAGACGGUGUUGCUCUAAUGAGACUUUUACUGGAAGCGAUUGCAGACUCAUCAAAUUAUAAAAUAAAAGCUCACUCGGCAUUCACGGAUGAAGAAAAAAUAAAAAUAUUGAAUAGUAACCCAAGUAAUUUUCUAACUGUACCGAAACUCCGAAGACAUUCGUCAAUUUGUGGGACUCUGAAAUAUUCGUCAGACAUUAUUUAUUAUUCUUCUGAUAUAUUGAGUGCUUCGAUGCCUUUCGCUGUAAGAAUUUCUUUGAGCCGAGUCUUCAAAGGCUUGAAGAAAUAUUUAAAGAUCAAGUGGUGGUUAUUAACUAGUCUUACAACAGCGGAAAUUAAAAUGGAAGUUAUAAAAAAUUUGAAAGAGUUGAAAGUUAUUAUCAUCAACAUCUUGUACACAUUAAAAAAAAUGUUACAAAAUAUAACGGCGUUGAUACUAAUACCGAAUUGUCUUUGGCGACAAGCUUGUCUGAGUAUGGAUAACAGUGCUCUCCACGGUCCAGUUUUAAGCGGAGAUAAAAGAAUUUCUUGUUGGAUGGAAGAGGAUUUUAAAGACAAUCAAAAUGACAGUCUUCUUGCGAAAAUAAGAGACAUAAAAAAUUUGACAGGUACAAGAUUUAGUGACGUCAUUCUCGCUUCUCUAUCAGCAAAUCUGCAUAAAUAUUUCUGGCAGAUUGGUGAAACGGCGCCAAAAAAUUUGACAGUAGUAAUUCCGACGAGAAUGACAGCGCCAAGUCAAAAAUUAACUUUCAAAAAUCGUUUUUCUGUUGGACUGUUACCUCUUUGUAUUUCUGAAGUUAAUGGAAUUUAUUGUGGCCAUCCAACUGAUGAUCCUAGAAAAUUACUCGAACGUUUACGAGACGUAUCAAAGUCUUAUAGAAAAUUACAAAGUGAUCCAGAUUAUUUAUUUAACUACUGGGUAAUGACAUGGCUGUCAGCUGCAUUACCUGAAGUAUUUCUCAGGCCGUUUCUUAAAAGUUACAGUACUAUGAUCUUUAGCAAUUUGCCAGGACCACAAGCGGUGGCGAUUUUAGGUCAUACAUUAAAAAAAAUUGCAUUUUGGAUUCCCCAUAGGGGAACAACAGGUAUAGGCUUUUCAUUCUUAACAUACGAUGGCAAUGUUCAUCUUUCAUUGAUAGCUGAUAAAGCUGUGGUAACUGAAGAAAUGAAUCUUGAUGACAUUCUUAAAGGGACUGUCAAUGACAUCAAAAGACUUCAUGACAACAUUACUCUCCCUUGUUUCGCGAAAUCAUUUUUAAAUAACGCAGAUGCACCCAUGGAAACAGAUUUCGGUGUGCGGUAAAGAAACAUCAUCACCAUUAUCAAAUUAUUUAUAAUAAAUUUUUAUUAAUUACUGUAAUAAAUUAUACAUUAAUGUAAAUAUUAAAUCAACAGGGUAUUUUUAUUUAUGUAAAAUUAUUGUAUACUUUUUAUAUUUACUCAUGACUUUUAAAUAAAUGAUUGAUUUACUUGUA